AUGUAUGGCCUGCCUAACAAGGCCUUGAUCACCGAGGCUUAUGGCCAGUGGCGUGGACGAGGGAAGAGUUCUUGGAACGCGUGGGAAGACAUCCCUUACAACCGGAAAAUUCGACUCCGCAUUGUGCAUUCUACAACUCGGAAGGAAGAAACAAUCGUGAUCGAGAAGAGCCCACUAGUGCUUCUGCGUAAGAGCCUACCGCACUCGACAGGCACCAUUGACAUGACCGUCAGGGACGAUAAACAUUGGCAGGCCCACCUGCAGAAACACGCCCAUGCUAGGAUUGACGUACGGAUGCGUAUGGCAGAGCUCCUAAAGGGAAUCGGCGUGCACGCGCAAGGGAUAAAACACCAGGAGCGUAUUUUCAAUAGGAGGCUUCAGGUCCACACAGAAGCAACAGAGCAGCAAUGGAGGAUUCCCCCGCCUCAAGCACAGCAAGUGGAGCCGCCCAGACGAGUGUCGCUUGUGGCCGACUCGUGCCCCAAUCCCGCUCUCUACCCAGUAGAAAACGGACAAGUCGCGUCGAUCGAUGAAGACUUUUCUUCAUUUGCGUUGCUCCUCUUCAGAGAUGCUUUCCAGCACCUUUGUUUCCAAGACUGGCUGGUGUGCGCGCGCCCCUAUCCAGGCUUCUGUUUAUGGCGGCCGACACCUUCCGACAAGACGGACAGAGAUGGCUCAACACAACGGGGCACGCCGCCGCCUGCGCAACAAGCAGAGCAUGGUGAGCAUGGAGGCGAAAAUGUAUCGAGCACGGGACAUUAUAGCACGCCCAGGAAAGAACCGGCUUAUCGAAGCCAGGAGCGCAAAAUGAACGACCGCAAACGGCUUGACCGGGAAACAAAGCUUCCUUCAUUCCAAUCCGGAAGCAGCGUGGACGCCGAAGGCCAAACCGUUCGCAAUAAGAAGGAUGAUUGUGACCAAAGGAUUCCAAGGCCCGCAACCCACAAGAGGAAGCAGGACGCGCCCAACCGACUCGAGGAGCUUGUCGGCUGGCUGGACGUCUUCGACCGCAACAUCAUCUCUGGAAGAGAGGUGUUAAAGAGUCAUAAUGGCAAAUGUGACCUCGGUGUCUCUUUCUAUGCUAGGCUCGGGGCCUUCAUCCGCAAGAAUCACGGGCUGCAACGGCUGAUGUUCGCGGUGCUGGGCGACGAGGGGGGUGGACGUGAGGAUGACUCGUGGUUCUGGGACCGUGAUGCCGAUGCCGAACCAGAAGCUGACGACCCGAAGGAAGAUGCUUUCUACGGCCGUCACGCUGGGCGGGAGCGUGCCUGGGAAGCGGCAAGGCUUGGCCGGAACGGCUCGUACGGCAUCUCGGAUGGCGCCGACCUCGAGCCCCCUGAGGAAGUGGACGGCGUGCUGUUCGAGCCCACCUUGCUGAGGCUGUAG
Messenger RNA from Fonsecaea nubica, 1386 nucleotides. RefSeq lists its product as hypothetical. The transcript is spliced from 4 exons. Bases 1 to 1386 code for a protein of 461 amino acids. The record is from RefSeq and is a predicted model, not a curated record. NCBI's taxonomy places the organism in Eukaryota, Fungi, Ascomycota, Eurotiomycetes, Chaetothyriales, Herpotrichiellaceae.